Molecule: messenger RNA, 2610 nt
Organism: Theobroma cacao (cacao)
Lineage: Eukaryota; Viridiplantae; Streptophyta; Magnoliopsida; Malvales; Malvaceae
Product: phosphate transporter PHO1 homolog 3-like
Biological process (GO): cellular response to phosphate starvation; phosphate ion transport
Cellular component (GO): Golgi apparatus; trans-Golgi network; plasma membrane
Molecular function (GO): inositol hexakisphosphate binding; phosphate transmembrane transporter activity
Source: RefSeq, a predicted model, not a curated record
UAUAUAUAGAUGUGUAAGGAAUUGUCGAAUUGCAUCUUUCCCUCGUUAGAACUGAAGUUGCUUUCGAUUGUUCUAAACCCUUUUUCAUUGUCUGCUGAUACACUGACAAAAGCUGAAAACCAGACUGUUUUGUUUUAUGUUCUUCUGACAAAACCUGAACGGGCAACAAUGAAGUUCGGGAAGGAAUUUGUGUCUCAGAUGGUGCCGGAGUGGCAAGAGGCGUAUAUGAAUUAUGAUUAUCUGAAAACCCUUUUGAAAGAUAUCCAUGUUUUCAAGCAAAGAACCAGGCCACCAGCUAGCCCAAGGGGCCUAAAACGGACCCUGACUCUGUACAGGGCUUUCAGCGGCCUAACCCUAAGACACAACCACCCACCCAUCAGUCCAUCCACACCGGAUAUUGAGGAUCAACCCAUCCUGGUGACUUCUGUCAACCGGGAUGGUUCCCAGAGUUAUGAAACGACUUUUCUUAUGCAGGCAGACGAUGGGGCAGAAUACGAGUUUCUGUUCUUUAGGAGGCUUGAUGAUGAGUUCAAUAAGGUGGAUAAGUUUUACAAGUCCAAGGUGGAAGAGGUGACGCAGGAGGCUGAGAUCCUGAAUAAGCAAAUGGAUGCUUUGAUUGCUUUCAGGAUUAAAGUGGAGAAUCCACAAGGAUGGUCAUGGCAGGACAGGUCAGGCGACAUGACCCGUCUUGCCUCAGAUGUUGCAGCGUCUACGGCUGCAUUGGCAGCUUCUAUUCCAGCUGGGGCUAGAGCCAGCAGAAGAGUUGAUCGCAUGGAAAUUAUUGAAGAGGGGCCAAGCAUGCAUGAGGAAUCAGAUGAGGAUAAAGAAGAGAAAGAGAGCAAACAUGGAAAGGAAAAUGUUCAAGUUCAAAAGCCAGUUGUUAAUAACUAUAAGGGCCGUAAACCAGCUCCAUUACAGAUACUAGACCGAGUAAAAAUAAAUAAGACUCUUGAGACCCCUCGAUCAACCAUCAAAGGCUUUCUGAACGUCCCUCAGAAGACUGAGCUGAAGUUUAACAGGGAAAAUCUGAAGAAAGUUGAGAACCAACUAAAGCGAGCUUUUGUUGAAUUCUACCAAAAACUUCGCCUUCUCAAGAGUUAUAGCUUCUUAAAUACAUUGGCUUUCUCCAAAAUCAUGAAGAAAUAUGACAAGAUCACAUCAAGGACCGCUGCAAGAUCUUACAUGAAAAUGGUGGAUAAUUCUUAUCUAGGUAGCUCUGAAGAGGUUACCAAACUCAUGGGGAGAGUUGAAGCUACAUUCAUCAAGCAUUUCGCAAACUCAAACCGCAGCAAAGGAAUGAAUAUCUUGAGACCAAAAGCUAGGAAACAAAGACAUAGAAUAACAUUUUCUACAGGUUUCUUUGCCGGUUGUACACUUGCUCUUAUAUUAGCACUUAUUUUGAUUAUUCGUGCCCGCAAUAUCAUGGGAAAGGAGGGAAGGAUCCAGUACAUGGAAACCAUGUUCCCUCUUUACAGCUUAUUUGGAUUCAUUGUUCUACACAUGGUUAUGUAUGCUGCCAACAUAUACUUCUGGAGGCGGUAUCGAAUCAAUUACGCCUUCAUAUUUGGUUUCAAGCAAGGAACAGAACUAGGCUACAGGGAGGUGCUCCUUGUAAGUUUUGCUCUUGCAGUAUUGGCACUAGCCAGUGUGCUCUCAAAUCUUGAUAUGGAGAUGGAUCCCAAAACAAAGGAUUAUGAAACAUUUACCGAAAUUAUCCCUUUGAUCUUGGUUGGGGUUCUGUUUAUCAUAUUGUUCUUGCCAUUCAACAUCUUGUAUCGAUCAAGUCGUUUCUUCUUCCUCACAUGUUUGUUCCACUGUAUCUGUGCCCCUCUGUACAAGGUCACCCUCCCAGAUUUCUUCCUGGCAGAUCAGUUAACUAGCCAGGUGCAAGCAUUAAGAAGCCUUGAGUUCUACGUUUGCUACUAUGGAUGGGGAGAUUUUAGACACAGACAGAACAGCUGCAAAAGCAACGAUGUAUUCAACACUUUUAGCUUCAUUAUUGCUGUGAUCCCAUAUUGGUCUCGCCUCCUUCAGUGCCUGCGUCGGUUGUUUGAAGAGAAAGACCCCCUGCAAGGAUACAAUGGGCUGAAAUAUUUCCUGACAAUUGUAGCUGUUUGUCUUCGGACUGCUUACAGUCUUAACAAGGGGUUAGGUUGGAAAGUAUUGGCUCUCACUUUCUCAAUUGCUGCUGCAAUUGUUGGUACUUACUGGGACCUUGUCUAUGACUGGGGACUUCUUCACCGGCAUUCUAAGAACAGAUGGUUGAGAGACAAACUCCUUAUCCCUCAAAAAAGUGUAUACUUUGGGGCCAUGGUCCUCAAUGUUCUGCUGAGAUUUGCAUGGUUGCAAACUGUGUUCAAUUUCAAGUUGUUCACUCUGCAUAGACAAACCUUGAUCACAAUAGUUGCCAGUCUUGAGAUCAUCCGGCGUGGCAUGUGGAAUUUCUUCAGGUUAGAAAAUGAACAUUUGAAUAACGUGGGCAAGUACCGUGCAUUCAAGUCAGUGCCAUUACCUUUCAACUAUGAUGAAGAUGAAGAUAAAGAUGAAUAGGACCUUCAAUUUCAACUAAGUACUACAUGUAAAGGGCUAUAGGCCUAUAGCAGAGACCUU